CUGCUGACUACAGACUUCUCCCUCCCUCCUAUAUAAACCCAGCGCUCUCCCUCCUACUGCAGUCAGUCCUCACCCAGGUACAGCCAGCAUGAGUUUCACGGUGGACCACCACUUCAUGGGCCCGAGCUCCUACCGCAAGGCUCGGCCCGCCUCCGUCUCCUCCAGCGGCUUCCACUCCCAACGCCGCCGCCUCACAUACAGCCAGCCUUCUUCUGUAGACAGUUUGGAGACUUUCAACGGCGACAUGGCGCGGAGGAGCGAGAAGGAGAUUCUGCAGGCUCUGAAUGACCGCUUCGCCGGCUACAUCGACAAGGUGCGCAAUUUGGAGAUGCACAACCGCAACCUGGAAGCAGAAGCGGCGGCGCUGCGGCAGAACCAGGCCGGACGCAUCUCCAUCGGAGAGCACUACGAGCGGGAGCUGAGUGACCUGAGGGGUCUCCUGCAGCAGCUGACCGGUGAGAAGACCCGCGCCGCUCUGGAACAUGAGCACCUGGAGGAGGACAUCCAGCAGCUGCGCGUCAAGCUGGAGGAUGAAGCUCGGAACCGGGAGGAGAUGGAGGCUGCCGCUCGCGCAAUGAAAAAGUACGUGGAGGAAUGCCGGCUGGCUCGUCUGGAGCUCGACAAGAAGCUCCGAGCUCUGGAGGAAGAGUCCGCUUUUCUCAAGAAGAACCAUGAGGAGGAGGUGGCGGAGCUCCUGGCGCAGAUCCAGGGCGCACAGGUGAGCUUUGACCUGAGGGACACGCUGAAGACGGACGUGACCAGCGCACUGCGAGAGAUCCGCUCGCAGCUGGACACGCAUGCAUCAAAGAGUGCCACGCACGCCGAAGAAUGGUUCAAAGUGCGCGUGGAGCGCCUCUCUGAAACGGCUAAAUCUAAUCAGGAUGCCAUCCGUGGAUCCCAGGAAGAGAUUGCCGAUUACCGCCGCCAGCUCCAGAGCCGCACCGUGGAGCUGGAGACUCUUAGGGGAACCAAGGACUCGCUGGAGAGGCAGCGGAUGGAGAGUGAAGACAGACACCAGGAUGACCUGAGCUCACUACAGGAGACCAUUAAUCACCUUGAAAAUGAGCUGAAAAACACCAAAUGGGAGAUGGCAAGCCAGCUGAGGGACUAUCAGGAACUGUUGAAUGUGAAGAUGGCUCUGGAUAUUGAGAUAGCUGCCUAUAGGAAGUUACUGGAGGGAGAGGAGAACCGUUUUGUGUCUGGUGGAAUUCCAUACUCAUACCUGGAGAGCAGGAUUUCAGGUCACAUGAAGGUGAAAGGCGAGGACAUCUCAGAUACAGUAAUCGUGGAGGAACAGACUGAUGAGACCCAAGUGACAGAGGUGACAGAAGAGGCAGAUGAGGAUGAAGAAGAGAAGAAUGAAGAAGAAGAGGAAGAGGAAGAAAAGGAAGGUCAGGAAACCAAAGAGCAGGAGGGAGAGGAUGAGGAAGAGGAGGAGAAAGAGGAAGAAAAAGAAGAGGAGGAGAAAGAGGAAGAAAAAGAAGAGGAGGAAGAAAAGGGAGAGGAAGAGAAAGAAGAUGAAAAAGAUGAGGAUGAAAAAGUUGAGUCCCCUACUCUUAAAUCUUCUGUUGUUGAGUCUCCAGAACCCAAAUCACCAGCAGCCAAAUCCCCCAUGCCCAAAUCACCGGCUAAGUCUCCCGCGGGAGAGGAAUCAAAAUCCCCAGAGUCUAAAUCUCCCGCUCCCAAGUCUCCUGAACCAAAAUCUCCAGAAAAAGAGAAAGUUGAGCCUCCUGCAGCCAAAGACACCCCGAAAGAGGAGAAGAAAGAGGAGAAACCUCAACCUGUUAAAGAGGAGAAGGAGAAAGAGCAGCCCGUGAAGGAGGAGAAGAAGCCAGAGCCAAAAGAGAAAGAACCAGAGAAGGUGGACAAACCCGACAUGAAGAAAGAGAGCAAAACGGAUGAAGCACCAAAAAAAGAAGAACCAAAACCCACAACUCCCAGCAAACCCGCCGAGGACAAACCAGCCCCCAAGUCUGAGCCCAAAGAGAGUGCUCCCCCUGCCAAGAAGGAGGAACCCUCCACUCCCAAGUCAGAAAAGGCUGAGCCUGAGGCAAAGACAGCUUCUAAUGCAGAACCUGAAAAAACCGAGAGCAAGAAGGAGGAGAAGCCCGAAGAAAAGCCAGCCCCUAAAGCAGAGCCAGAGAAGCCAGAAAGCAAAAAGGAUGAGAAGAAGCCAGAAGCAAAGAAGGAAACAAGUAAAGAAGAGAGUAAAGAAGUGAAGGAGGGAGCAAAGAUGGACAAAGCAGAAAAGUCCUCUGGCACCGAGGCAAAGGAGAGCAAGGAGGAGAAGGCCAAGAAAUAAAACUGAUUGCUGCGUUUAACCUUCAAAAGGCGAGAAGGAGAUGCCAAAGAAUUUUGAGAGAUGGAGGUGGACAAAGGCAUGAGACGUGUGGAGCUGAGGAGCUGGAUGCAACCUGGUCACACAAUUUAAUGUCCAAAGCAAAGCAGGUAACAGUAUGUAAGCAAUAUUGAUUUCUGUAGCAAAUAAUCCCCUCGCUUCCCAAGUAUGGCCAUCACAUCCCCCUGAAGCUUCUGGUGUGUGAUUGUAGAGAAUGCAGAAUGCUUUAAACUCUAAGUGAAUGUGACGACUGCCCUUAAUGAAUAAGUGCAUUAAAACCAAGUCUUGAUGUGGGACAGCAGCAUCCUGCUGCACCUGCACGAGCCUUCAAGGGUAGACGCGUCAAAACAUUGUCAAUCUAAAGACUGCGACAGAUACUUAAUAUCAUUAUGUUUAUUUAAUGAAAAAAGAAAUGUCUAUAUUAUAUUCACAGAUAAAUCAUAAGAAAGACUUGAAUUUUGCUCGUUGUGCACCUUGAUGCAGCUUCUCCCGACAGGUGAACUGUGGUGUUUCACUCCUUCACUCUGCAAAGGAUGAUGACUGUGCUAUGUAUAAACUGCUGAGAAUAUGCAACAUGAAACAGUAAAUAAAGAGUAUUAAAAAAAAUCACAAACACAAAA
Molecule: messenger RNA, 2958 nt
Organism: Nothobranchius furzeri (turquoise killifish)
Lineage: Eukaryota; Metazoa; Chordata; Actinopteri; Cyprinodontiformes; Nothobranchiidae
Product: neurofilament heavy
Biological process (GO): intermediate filament bundle assembly; axon development
Cellular component (GO): axon; neurofilament
Molecular function (GO): structural constituent of postsynaptic intermediate filament cytoskeleton
Source: RefSeq, a predicted model, not a curated record